GAGGGGAAGAGGAUGUGAUCAUGAGGUCACCAGCAGAAGGGAAAUUGUGAAAGAGACCUCAGUGUAAAAAGGGAAGCCCACAACGGCCUAGGUUCUCAGAGGAGGUUGAGCUUCUGAGAGGACGUGCCUGAGAGUGGACAUAUCUAUCCACCUGUCCAUCCAGCAUGGAACCAAAGCGGAUCAGGGAGGGCUACCUUGUGAAGAGGGGGAGUGUAUUUAACACCUGGAAACCCAUGUGGGUAGUACUGCUAGAAGAUGGAAUUGAAUUCUAUAAGAAGAAAAGUGACAAUGGCCCCAAAGGAAUGAUCCCCCUGAAAGGAAGCACUUUGACUAGCCCUUGUCUUUACUUUGGCAAAAGGAUGUUUGUGUUUAAGAUCACUACAACCAAACAGCAGGACCACUUCUUCCAGGCAGCCUUCCUGGAGGAGAGAGAUGCUUGGGUUCGGGACAUCAAGAAAGCCAUUAAAUGCAUUGAGGGAGGCCAGAAGUUUGCAAGAAAAUCCACGAGGAGGUCCAUUCGCCUGCCAGAAACCAUUGACCUAGGUGCCUUGUAUAUGUCCAUGAAAGAUACUGAAAAAGGAGUAAAAGAACUCAAUCUGGAGAAGGACAAGAAGAUUUUUAAUCACUGCUUCACAGGUAGCUGCGUCAUUGACUGGCUGGUAUCCAACAAGUCGGUUCGAAAUCGUCAGGAAGGCCUCAUGAUUGCCUCAUCCUUGCUCAAUGAAGGAUACCUGCAGCCUGCUGGGGAUCUGUCCAAGAAUGCAGCAGAUGGAAUUGCUGAAAACCCUUUCCUGGACAACCCCGAUGCCUUCUACUACUUCCCAGACAGUGGGUUCUUCUGUGAAGAGAAUUCCAGCGAUGAUGACGUGAUUCUGAAGGAAGAAUUCAGAGGGAUCAUUAUCAAGCAGGGAUGUCUACUGAAGCAGGGUCAUAGGAGGAAAAACUGGAAGGUGAGAAAGUUCAUUCUGAGAGAAGACCCUGCCUACCUGCACUACUAUGAUCCUGCUGGGGGGGAAGAGCCCCUGGGAGCAGUUCAUUUGAGAGGCUGUGUGGUGACAUCUGUGGAGAGCAGCACAGAUGGCAAGAAGAGUGAUGAAGAUAACCUGUUUGAGAUCAUCACAGCUGAUGAAGUUCAUUAUUUCUUGCAAGCAGCCACCCCAAAGGAGCGUACUGAAUGGAUCAAAGCUAUACAGGCAGCCUCACGGACUGGGAAGUGAAGACACCCCUGAAGGUCCUCGUUCCCUCCUGAGGGAAGCCGGUGGACAAGCUCAGUCCAGGACCUGUCCCUUCUGUGACAGUUCAACCAAAAAGGGCCCAAGGGUGGGAAGACUUUUCCUGAAUGUAACUAACCGUGUGCCACUCGAUGUUCAUCUGCACCACCUCACUUGCUGUACCUCUAUAUACCUCUCUGUGUCCCCAAGCUGUGUGGCCUGGGUAGGUUACUUAGCCUCUGCAGACCUCAGGGCCUCUUCUGGAAAAUGAAGGAGGUGAACUAGGAGAUCUUUGAGACCCUCUUCAGCUUAAGAAACAAAAACAAAACAAAGCAAAACAAAAAAAAAAAACCCAGCAAAAUAAUGCCCUACAAUUCAUUCUAAUACCCAGUAACGGUGUCCUUCCUUGGCUAAAUCUUGGCCUUAGCUGCGCCAAACCUGAGACAGUUUCUCCCUUUGAAACUGUUGCCAAUCUGUCCAGAGAACACCAGCCAAAAACCUUGUGUCUCUUUAGCCCCCUUACCCUUGCUCUUGGCCAUGAGAUUACAUGAUGAAAGAGAGAACCUCUCUUAUUCCUUCCAUACCUGCCCACACCUCCUGAGAGCAGGGGGGCUUUUUGAGUUAACCCUUCUUUGAAUUUUUACAGUCUGGGAAGCUAUGUCUUCUGAGAAAAAGACCCAAGGAAGCCAAGAGUCACUGAGGGUUAUAUCCAGAACUGGAAGUCGCCCAGAGCAGGUGCAUUCCACUACCACUUGAGCCUGAUCUUAGGAUAGAUCCUUGGUCCUUUCUAGAACAUUUCUCUACCAUUUACUAUCAUUAGGAAGGGUGAUCCAAAAAUCUAUGAGUUCAAAAAAAGUCCUGUGUGUUCCCUGCAUAAGUGAGGACCCUGGGCAGCUGCCUGGCUAGUGUGUCUCCUGGGAUGCAGAGUGGAAGGCUGGACAGAAGGCAGGCUGAGUGGUGAUGGGUUUAUACACCAUCAUCAAUAAAAGCCUCAGCUCUACAUGGAGCUUGUGGUGAAAGCCACCAGCAUUGUACAGUACCUUCAAUGCUCAGGCUCUCCCUACGGGGCUGUGUCCAGGACUUACGCUCAAGCAACAGCAGCUCCGACUUGGGUUCUAAGGGCUUCCUGGCCCUGUGAUGAGCCAGUGUGACCUGACCUACUUUGAAAUGGAAACAUGUUUGCAAUUUUUUUACCUUGACCACCAACUAGUGAUUCUCUUCCAACUUUGAGAAAGACAGCACCUGUAGAACCAGCUUUGCAUGCAAGGUGCAUUUUCCCACUCCAGAUGUUUGAUUUUAUGGCCCCAGUAAGGAAAGGCAAAGAGGAAAUUCUUCCUGAUUUUGUCAGCUCUUCUCUUGACCUCCCUCUAUCCCCCUGCACUGUUCAUGAGGCUGUUCCUACUCUCAGAUUGUUUCACCAGUGGUCGGAGGUAAAGGACUAUCUUUUACUCUGAUCCAUUAGCACAUUGUCUUCAUAGAAAAUGCACAAGAGUUUUGCUACAUCCAGUGUUAACAUAUUUAUUAAUAUGGAGUCAACAUAUGUCUUAAAAUAAGUAUGACUUACAUUAGUGUCUUUUUGGUGUGGUGACUCUAUUUUGCUUCACACUACUGACCCCUUUUCUACAACUCACUUUUAUUUACUGGGUAUAAUAAGAUUGCCUUUCAUCUCCAAGUAAUUUCUAUGACCUUAUGAUCUCUCAAAAUAAAGUCAGUCUAGGAAAUACUAAAAAUAUGCAAAAGAACAGAUAAGGCUUAAGGAACAGGAAAAUCUAUGAGUAGCCUAUAUUUCUGUUUUUUUAAAAUAAACCACCUUGAUUACAAUGUU
Messenger RNA from Castor canadensis (American beaver), 3036 nucleotides. RefSeq names its product pleckstrin (gene Plek). Lineage: Eukaryota; Metazoa; Chordata; Mammalia; Rodentia; Castoridae. Gene Ontology annotation, cellular component: plasma membrane. Gene Ontology annotation, biological process: intracellular signal transduction; actin cytoskeleton organization. The record is from RefSeq and is a predicted model, not a curated record.